Molecule: messenger RNA, 315 nt
Organism: Alternaria viburni
Lineage: Eukaryota; Fungi; Ascomycota; Dothideomycetes; Pleosporales; Pleosporaceae
Exons: 3
Coding region: 1-315 (104 amino acids)
Cellular component (GO): mitochondrion
Source: RefSeq, a predicted model, not a curated record
AUGCUGCGCGCCUACGCGACCGUCGCCUCCAAGCCGCCCUCCCGCCUGCGCGCACGAGGAAAAGCUCCCGUGGGCCUGGACCACUUCAUCCAGCGCCAGCGCGCCCUGGCCCUGUGGCGAGACAUUGUCCGCAGCACCGCCAGCAUCCCCGACGCAGGCGCACGACGAGACAUGCGCCGCUUUGCACGCUCCGAGUUCGACCAACACCGCUCCGUCACUGACCUGGGCCACAUUCGAUAUCUGAUUUCACAUGGAAAGACACAGUUCCAGACCAUCAAGGCCACCCUCAUCAACGCUGGCCUACUCUCCGAAUAG